GUCAGCGUCCGCCUGGACCUGGAGGGCGAGUUCCACUUCACUCGCCUCAUCAUGAAGUUUAAGACCUUCCGCCCCGCGGCCAUGCUGGUGGAGCGCUCGGCUGACUUCGGGCACAGCUGGAAGGUCUACCGCUACUUCGCUUACAACUGCACCAAGCUCUUCCCCGGCAUCCCAAGCCAGCCCUCGGGGCUGGUGGAUGAGGUGCUGUGUGACCAGCGCUACUCCGAGAUCGAGCCCUCCAGCCACGGGGAGGUCAUCUUCAAGGUGCUGGACCCCUCCAUCCCUGUGGCAGAUCCCUACAGCCCGGACAUCCAGGACCUGCUGCGUGUCACCAACCUGCGGGUGAACCUCACCAAGCUGCACACACUGGGGGACAACCUGCUGGACACGAGGCAGGAGGUGCUGCAGAAAUACUACUACGCCGUGGAUGAGCUGGUGCUGCGCGGCAGCUGCUUCUGCCAUGGCCACGCCGCCCACUGUGCCCCGGCACCCGGCGCCCCGACACCCUCCAUCCCCGGCAUG
Molecule: messenger RNA, 522 nt
Organism: Antrostomus carolinensis (chuck-will's-widow)
Lineage: Eukaryota; Metazoa; Chordata; Aves; Caprimulgiformes; Caprimulgidae
Product: laminin subunit beta-1-like
Exons: 4
Biological process (GO): basement membrane assembly; cell migration; substrate adhesion-dependent cell spreading
Cellular component (GO): laminin trimer
Source: RefSeq, a predicted model, not a curated record